AUGUGGGAUGAAUCCUGGUGGGAAGGAAGAGAAGCUGGCAGCGACGACCAACACCAUACGCUCGUCUCGUCUCCGGACGCUGAGGGGAUCUUCGUCUUCGACAUCUGGCGCGCCAGCUCCACCCAGCUGGAGCCUGACGCUCAGAUCGGGCGCGCUUCAUUGGCGCAGGGCACAGCAGACGGCAGUGCGACUGCGUUGAGCUGCGACAGUUUGCGCUCGCCGGAGGAGAAGGUGGGUCACGUGCAAGCGAAAAACAAAACACGGUGCACGGGAUCGCCGUCUGCUCCCAUGCGAAUACUCGUGCCCGCUGGCUGGGGCCAGGCCGCGCCCAGCUGCGCGCGCAAGCCGUCUGUAAGCUCAGCGGCUGGUCAGCCAGUCAAGGAGGGCCUGCAGGCCAGUCUCGAGGCCACCGGCGAUGCUAGCGUGCAAAAUUGA
Moesziomyces aphidis is the source of this 435-nucleotide messenger RNA. The record is from the annotation of a GenBank genome assembly. NCBI's taxonomy places the organism in Eukaryota, Fungi, Basidiomycota, Ustilaginomycetes, Ustilaginales, Ustilaginaceae.